This is a messenger RNA of Zymoseptoria tritici IPO323, 897 nucleotides long. Its product is annotated as putative endo alpha-1,4 polygalactosaminidase precusor. The transcript has 3 exons. The coding region runs from base 76 to 897 and encodes 273 amino acids. NCBI's taxonomy places the organism in Eukaryota, Fungi, Ascomycota, Dothideomycetes, Mycosphaerellales, Mycosphaerellaceae. The record is from RefSeq and is a predicted model, not a curated record.
AUCAACAACAAUUCACUCAAGCACGCCCAUCUCCGUCUCUUCUGCUCCACCGCUCCCCCCUACUACCAUACCACAAUGAAGUUCACCACCCUCGUCCUCACCGCCGCCUCCCUCCUCACCUCUUCUUUCACCUCAGCCGGAGCAACAGUCCCCUCGUUCCGCCUCAAACCCACGCCCAACACAUCCUGGAACAUCCAACUAUCCUCUGUCCCAACCCUCUCCUCCGCCACAACUUCUCCCAAACCCGCUAUCUAUGAUGUGGACCUCAUCGACACCCCUGCUUCACUCAUCUCCUCCCUGCAUGCAGCCAACAUAUCGGUGAUCUGCUACUUCUCCGCGGGGUCAUAUGAGAACUGGCGGAGCGAUGCGUCUUCAUGGCCAAAAGCCGCACUGGGAAAGGACAUGGAUGGCUGGGAGGGCGAGAAGUGGGUUGACGUCCGGUCCUCGGGAGUGAGAGAUGUGAUGAAGAAACGUAUCGCACUUGCCAAAAGUAAAGGAUGUGAUGGCGUUGAUCCGGAUAACAUCGACGGCUACAACAACGACUCCGGCUUCCCUCUCACUCAAAGUGACGCAAUCUCCUUCGUGACCUUUCUCUCUACCACCGCGCAUGCAGCUGGCCUCUCCUACGGCCUCAAGAAUGGCGGCGAUAUCGUUCCCCAGGUCGUUAACCUUGCUGAAUGGGUGAUCAAUGAAGAGUGCACCUUCUACAAUGAGUGCGAGUUGUACAAGCCGUUCAUCGAUGCCGGCAAGGCGGUGUUACACAUCGAGUACCCGGAUACGAAGAAGAAGCUCAGCGAGAAGCAGUUUAUCGAGUUCGCAUGCAAAGGCAAGAACCAGAGUGGUUUCUCGACGUUGGUGAAGAAAAGGAACCUCGAUGGUUGGACGAGGAGGUGUUAG